Messenger RNA from Pseudopipra pipra, 5718 nucleotides. RefSeq names its product unc-13 homolog D (gene UNC13D). The transcript is spliced from 32 exons. The coding region runs from base 80 to 3295 and encodes 1071 amino acids. Gene Ontology annotation, cellular component: exocytic vesicle. Gene Ontology annotation, biological process: secretion. NCBI's taxonomy places the organism in Eukaryota, Metazoa, Chordata, Aves, Passeriformes, Pipridae. The record is from RefSeq and is a predicted model, not a curated record.
GCAAGAGAGUGAGUGGGAGAGGCAGCAGCGUCAGGCAGAGUUGCAGCCACUCCCCUGCCGUGCUCAGCCUCCCCUGGAGAUGGAUCCUGCUGGCCAGACCCCCGUGGGGACCCUCCCCAGGGACGAGAGCCCCGAGAUGGAUCUGUCCCACCGGUUCUCCAAGGCAGAGCUGGACCAGCUCUAUGAGGAGGUUCUUUACACCAUCCGGCACCGCCUGGGCAAGCCCGAGCCCCACCAGGUUGCAGACUCCCAGGAGCUCUACUCCUACGUGCAAAAGGCUUUCGGCAUGGAUGCGAAGGAGCACAGUGUCAUCAUGCAGCAGGUCAUGGAGCUGGAGAGCCCAAUUUAUUGCCUGAAAGCAACUGUGAAGGAAGCCAAGGGGAUUUUGGGCAAAGAUGUCAGUGGCUUCAGCGACCCAUACUGCCUGCUGGGCAUCGAGGCCAAGAGCCAGGAGCCAGCCCACCCUGACCACAGGAAGAGGAUGAAGGCUGUGGUCAAAGACCUCAUCCCUGAAGACCAGAUCCAUCGCACACAAGUCAUAAGCCAGACCCUCAGCCCGGUGUGGGACGAGACGUUUAUCCUGGAGUUUGAAGAUGUGGAGACAGCCAGCUUCCACCUGGACAUGUGGGACUCGGACAUGGUGGAGUCGAUGCGGCACAAGCUGGGGGAGCUGACGGACCUCCACGGCCUCAAACGGAUCUUUAAAGAUGCUCGCAAAGACAAAGGGCAGGAUGAUUUCCUGGGAAAUGUGGUCCUUCGCCUAAAGGACCUGCACUGCUGGAAUGACCAGUGGUACCAGCUGGAGCCACGGACCGAGACGUAUCCCAACCGGGGAGACUGUCACCUGCAGUUCCUACUGACCCACAAGAAGAGGGCCACCACGAGCAGCCGGACACAGCCGAGCUACACCGUCCAUCGCCACCUCCUGCAGCAGCUGGUGUCCUAUGAGAUCCUUCAGCACCAGGCCAGGAGCAUCUCCUGGGACGGGGAGCUGAGCAGCCACGCCAGCACCGUGCUGUACCUGCACGCCACACAGAAGGAUCUCUCCGACUUCCACCAGGUCAUGGCGAAGUGGCUGGCAUACAGCAAACUCUACCAGAGCCUCGAGUUCAACAGCAACUGCCUCCUGCACCAGAUCACCAGCAUCGAGUACCAGUGGGCACAGGAGCGCCUCAGGCCAGAGCAGAAAGCAGAGCUGGCCGAGUCCUUCCAGUCCUUGCUGACCUAUGGGGUCUCCCUCAUCCGGAGGUACCGCAUCAUUUUCCCCCUCUCUGUCCCGAGGUCCAAGGAGAGGCUCCAGUCCCUGCUCCGGGUCCUGGUCCAGAUGUGCAAAACAAAAGCUUUCCAUGAGUUGUGCACGCUCAGCCCUGACCUGCCCCAGAUGAUCUCCACGGCACUGAAGUCAGGCACGACAGAGUGGUUUCACAUGCAGAAGGAGCACCUCAAGCCCAUAGUGAAGAGCAUGGAGGAGAACGGAAAAGCCUUGUCCAGACUCCUCCUGGAGGUGAUAGAAGAUCUCCAGCAGUGCCACAAAAUCUGGAAUAAAUUCUUCAUUAACACCUUCAAGUUGAAUAUCUUCUCCAUUGCCUACCUGGAGCUGGAGAGCCUGGUUGCGGAACAUGUCCAGGAGCAACUGCACGAGGUCGACAGCAGCAUGUCCAAGCCCACAGCUGAGAGCCUUUUCCAGCUCUACAUGAACCUGCAGGAGCUCUAUCGGAUGAAGGACUUCCUCCCGAGGAGGGAUGGACCUCUGGCUCUGAGCAAUUUCCACCAGUGGUUCAAGGAAGCUGUGCCCCAGUGGCUACAAAAGGCCUACAACACUGCGCUGGAGAGGGCUCAGAGAGCUGUCCAGAUGGACCAGCUGAAGCCCUUUGGGGAGCACAACAAGCACAGCACCUCCACUGUUGACCUGUCCACCUGCUAUGCCCAGAUAGCGAAGACCUGGCAGCAGCUCAACUGGCCAGACCCCGAGGAAGCCUUCAUGAUCAUGGUGAAGCUCGUGGAGGAUAUGUGCAAAAUCUCCCUGAUGUACUGCCGGCUCAUCAAGGAGAGGGCUGAGGCUCUGUCCCUGAGUGAGCAGAAUGAGGGCGAAGCAGCCAACAGGCUCUGCAUCGUGGUGAACAACAUCAAGCAGCUGCGGGUGCUGAUCCUGAGGCUCCCGACGCAGCUGGACUGGGCGCAGCUGGAGCAGCGCACGGGGGCCGUCAUCGACCGGCAGCAGAUCCAGCACACGCUGCACCACCAGCUCGACAGCACCGUGUCCUGCCUGGACCACGAGGUCCGGGACGUGGUGCAGGCCCUGGCCACCAAGCUGGAAAAGGGCAUUGCCAGACAUAUCCAGGAGCUCUCAUCUUCCAAUAAUACCAAGGAGCCUGAGGAUUCCAUCAUCCCACUCAUGAAGUUCCUGGAGUCGGAACUGCAGUAUCUCAACGAGCAUCUGGUCCAGGAGAACUUCAAAAGCCUCCUCACUCUCCUCUGGCACCACACCCUGUCCGUGCUCUCGGCAGCAGCAGCACCACAGGUCCCCUCAGCCCAGCACUACAAGAGGCUGCACUGUGCCCUGAAGAGCCUGGAGCUGUGCUUCUACGGCGAGGGCUGCGGGCUGCCGCUGGAGAUCCUGCACACUGCAGCCUUCCUGUCGCUGGAGACCCACCUGGCCCUCUGCUCCGCCAGCAGCCGCAAGCUCAUCCAGAAAUACUUCAGCAACAGGAUCAAGCAGCAGCUGGACACGAGCUCGGAGAAGUUUGGGGCCGUGACGAUCAAGGCUCUGUACCGCCCUUCGGAGCAGAAACUCCGCGUGGAAGUGCUCAACGCUGCCAACCUCAUCCCGCUGGACUCCAACGGCUCCAGCGACCCCUUUGUCCAGCUCACCCUGGAGCCCCGGCACGAGUUCCCCGAGGUGGUGGCCCGGACCACCCAGUGCAAGAGGAACGAGCUGCACCCCCUCUUCGACGAAGCCUUUGACUUCUUGAUCCCCCCGGAGAAGUGCCGGCAGGAGGGGGCCUGUCUGCUGCUGACCGUGUUCGACUACGACACGCUGGGGUCCAAUGACCUGGAGGGCGAAGCCUUCUUCCCCCUCUGCCACCUGCCCGGCCUCAAUGAUGAUGAGGACGAGGCUGACAUGGGACGGGUGCCCCAGACCCGCCUCCCCCUCACUCACCCCAAACCCACUGGGGACGAGAUCCUCCGGCUGCUGGAGUCCAGGAAAGGGGACAAAGAGGCUCAGGCCUUUGUUAAGCUCCGUAAGCAACGAGCCAAGCAGUCCAAGGAGACACAGUCCAAGGAGGCAGAGUGAGGGAGGCAGAAGAAGAGGGUCCUGAAAUGAGGGGUCUGGCCAGUGGAUCCCAGGAGAUUUGUGGUGCUGGAGCAAGAGCCAUCCGCAGGGAUUAGGGGGGACAGAGAGGACCUCUGUGCCCCCCAUCACCUCCCAGCACCCAUCUCACCCCCACCUUUGGGAAGCAACACUCCCGUGAGCCUGGGGAGGGUGGGCACAUGGAUUUCAGGGGAUUUCUUCACCUGCCUGGACUAGGAACACUACACGAGGGAUGUGAAAGACUGUGACUGUCCCUGCCUGUUCCUCAGGAGCUUGUCACUGCCUGUGCCACAUCUCCUGGCCCGGUCCCCAACCCUCCUGCCUGCAACAGGCAUCAGGGCAGUGCAAACACAUCCAAGUUGAUUCAGUCUGAGUGCAACCAUGUCCAAAGCUGCCUUCAUUUUAUUUUUUUUUUUUUUUACUGUUUUAAAUCUUUUUUCCCCUCUUUUUCUUGUGGAUAAGCCUCUUAUUUUAAAUGAAAAGCUACAAAGCUGAUGCGUGGGUUGAGUCUGUGCAGUGGCCCUGUGCUGGGGGCAGCUGUGGCAGCAGCACGGCAGGGUGGGACCAGGCAUUUGGGAUGUAGUGGGAGCUGCUGAAAUGUGUAUAGCUCUUGUGUCUGUUUUUUUAUUUAUUUUUUUUUUUUAUUUUACCACCAAUUGUAUCCACCUGCUGGAGCUGAGGGAGCCUGGGCAGCAAUAAAGAACAUCGCAGUGCUGGCAGCCAAACCAGGAGGCACUUGGGCUGCUGGAGGCCAGACACAGGGGGCAGGUCCCCAGUGUCACCUCCAACCUCUGCCAGGGAUCUGGGUCCCUCUGGAAGUGCUGGGAAGCUCUGCAGGGUGCCUCCAUGUGGGAUGGCCCCGUGUGACAGCAAAUAUGCCUGGCAGGACAGGUCGUUGUAACUAUUUGCUGGGGGUUUUUUGGUGUUUGUUUUAGCUGCAAUAAGUACUAAUUACAGACCUGGAGCUCCCUCUAUCUCCACCCUGCAAGGGGGCGGCUGUGUUUGAGCUGCAGAGGGUCCCUGGGAGCUGCCCAGGGUAUUAAAAGCAUCACCCUCACGGGUGCCUGAGCAGCAGCUGCUCCCUCGGUGGGCAGAGCAGCCGCUGGGUCAGUUCAGGUCAAAUCCUGGAUGCGGGGGUGGGAAGAAAAAAAAAAGCUCCUUUGGUAUCUGUGUGACAGACAGAGCCCACAGCAGGAGGGAUUAAGGCUCCCAAGGAAGCCAGUUGCUGGCUUAGAUCACUCGUUUCAGUGCAGAGAAAUAAUAUUCCAGAGACAGGUCUGGGAUUGCAGAGAAUCUGUCCCGAGGGGGGUCAUUUCAGCUGGGUUCAGCACCCCAAGCCUGAGCUCUGCAGCUCAUUUGGAGUUGGCACCUGUUAACAACCAACCUCAUGCUUUAUUACAAGGCUUAACUCUACGAGGCUGUAGGUCUGAACGUGUUUUUAGCUUAUUUUUUUGCUCUUUGUUUAAAAAUCACUAUGCUCUAACUCACCCUGGGCUGCCACCACCCGUGUGUCCCAGUGAGCAGGUGCCACGGGCUGACCUCUGUUUUGAGGUUGUUUGCACUGUAUUAUUCAAGGUGUUUCAGCUUAAUUUUUCGCUCAGCUCCAGGCAGUUGGGUGGGUCUUCUCCCACCCCUGAAGAAAUUGUAUCUUUUUUACAGAGAAGGACUAAUAAUCCUUAAUCAAUCAGGGCGUCACUAACCCCACGGACCAGAGAACAGCCCAAGCAUGAGAAAAUAUGGCUUGAAGCACAAAAAACCAGCUCCUGCUAAAUGCAAGACUGAGGAGGAGGAGGAAGAAAUCAUCAUCCUCAUCCUGGUGAAGAACCUGACACAGACAAAUUGCUGGAACACAAGAGGGAAGGGGACUGAUUUACUGAUUUUUAUUGUGUUACUAAUAGUCUCUAAUAUAAACUGGGUGAUUCAGAUUAUUGUUGCGAUUGGACUGAUGGGAAGUAGUUGACACAUCUUUGAAGCACUAAUUAGACCCAAACUAAAAGGUAAUUCUUGGAUCCAUAGGUAAGGCACGUUCUUUUUGGUGCCAACACACGAAACUCGUUUGCAUCUGCUGCGCAGGCACAGAGGUACUGGCUCACCUCUGCCCAGCCUGGCUCUUCCAGGACAGAAAUCCAUGCCCAGUUCAAGAAUCUGGGUGAUAAAACCACUCUUUUUUUUUUGUGGUUUUGCCAUUUCAGGGGUCUCUGACCAACCUACCUGCACCCCACCGACGUUCCCCCUUUUCCACAGCACCUCGAUGAGAAAGGUGAAAGGUAACCCCCUGAAAAAGGGGCUUGAUCCAGAAGGGAGCUCAGGGAGAAAUUAACUCUUGGUUGUGUGAAAGGGAAAAGGCAAAACUGGCCAUGGAUCUGCUGUUUUGAGGGCUCCACAGCCCAGACUUCCCCACCCUC